Aspergillus puulaauensis is the source of this 405-nucleotide messenger RNA. RefSeq lists its product as uncharacterized. The transcript has a single exon. Bases 1 to 405 code for a protein of 134 amino acids. NCBI's taxonomy places the organism in Eukaryota, Fungi, Ascomycota, Eurotiomycetes, Eurotiales, Aspergillaceae. The record is from RefSeq and is a predicted model, not a curated record.
AUGCAAUUCAAAUACCUCCUCCUCGCAUUAACAGCCCACAGCGCCGUGACUGCCGCGCUGCAGAGCUACACCCUCGACGACGGCACCCCCGUCGACGUCGCCGACGCAUCCAAAGUCCUCGACACCCUGGACCCGAAUGAUAACGACGCCAACGACAAGCGCAGCAUCAACCCCAACCCCGGCGGUGCUAAAAUGCUCGUGCGCCGCGACUGCGACCCAGGCUCGGACUUCCCCUGGCUGUGCCAGUCCGGCAACCGCUGCUGUCGCCGCGACGCUGCCUGCUGCGGGAAUCGCAAUUGCAUCUUCCCAAACUCCCAGAACUGCUGCUCGGAUGGGCGUUACUGUAACAAGCCUGAUCGGUGUGUUAAGCGUCCGAAUGGGAGUAUCGGGUGUCUUACUCCUUAA